This is a messenger RNA of Paramecium tetraurelia, 1539 nucleotides long. RefSeq lists its product as uncharacterized. The transcript is spliced from 3 exons. Gene Ontology annotation, biological process: protein phosphorylation. Gene Ontology annotation, molecular function: protein kinase activity; ATP binding. NCBI's taxonomy places the organism in Eukaryota, Ciliophora, Oligohymenophorea, Peniculida, Parameciidae. The record is from RefSeq and is a predicted model, not a curated record.
AUGAACAUUGAUUUUUCAAGAAUCUUCAAUCUCUUAAGCGAAAUACCCUCCCACGUUUUCAAGCAGAGUUGUCUAACCAAUUUGCCUGAAAAACAAAUGGAUGAAAUCAACAAAACCCCCCCCAUCCUGGAAUCGCAUUUAACAAUAUAUUCCAGCAUUCAAGAAAGCUUCAUCAACAUUACUGUCCUCUUCAUACCCAAUUUGCUUGUGAUUGCUGAUCAAUACCUGGUGCUCUCUAAUUGUAAAAUAGCCAAGUUGAAACAAUGCUCCAAAUUCGAUGCAUAUGCAAUAUAACUAUCAAGUUCAACUGGACAUCUCCUGGUGUUCUUUAACAAUAAAUAGCAAUAUUUGGAAUGGGUGCCUAAAAUGAAAUCCUUUUGCAGACUAACCGAUUUCUCAAACAAGUUUAACCUGUUGGAAUAGAUCAUCAAAGAUUAUGCUGUAAUUCAGCACAAAAAAACCAAAAAAUAUUAUACCUCCUAUGUUCAUUCUAUUAAAUCCACAUCACCAGUCGAUGUUUUGCAAAGUGAAAUUCAGACCUUGAGGAGCAUAAAACACCCAUCCCUCUUGGACUUGAAAUGGGUGUAUGAAGACACCCAUUGCAUCUACUUGAUAUUUGAAUAUUUUAGAUGUGAGAAACUGCUCGAUCUCCUUAAUUAAGGAUUGAUUUUGGAUCAAACACAAUUAGCAUCUAUAAUUCUGUAAUUACUGUAAUCUAUCAAAUUUUUAAGGAAGAACAACAUUUAUCAUGGCAACAUCACUCCAAAUAACAUCCUCAUCAAUACUCAAUCCUCCUUUCUUUAAGUAUUCCUGGUCAAUAUGGUAUUUAUCAGUAGAAUUGACUCUGAACCACUUGAUCAUUACUUCUCAAAUGUGCAUGAGAGCUAUAUAGCUCCUGAAAUUAAAUAAGGUAUUGCCAAACCUUCAAUUGAUAGCGAUCUAUAUUAAAUAGGAGUUGUAUUUUAUUUUUUGACAUUCUUUAUUCAUCAAAAAAGGAAGGAUGAAAGAGUUGAUCGAAUUUAAAUGGAACUAAUUGAUAAGGCUGAAGAGCAUUUGUCAUUACUUGACAAAAAUGCAUAAUGUAUUAGCUUUUUAACUUAAGAUAAGUAUAAAAUGGUAUAUUGUGCCUCUCAAUUAGACUUGUUGAGGAGAUUGCUAGACAAGAAAGGGAAUAGAAUAAGAUUAGAGGAUGCAAUCAAACAUCAUUGGUUCAUCAAUAUAAAGUAGAAAUUAAAGCCAAAGGUGGAAAGAAGGAAGUAGCAUCUGCCAUCCUUAAAAACGAUCAUUGAAUUAUGUGAAUAAAAUGAAUUUUCAAAAAAGUUUGAGAAAUAACAAAAAAUAAUAGACGAAGAUUCUGUGCUUGAUGAGAAUAAUUUUAUUUAAGAUCUGAUGAUAUAAUUAGAGAAGAACUAGCAAACCAAGAGACCUUCAAAAGAAAAUCAUGAGAAAUUGAAAAUGUUUGAGCAAUUCAAAACUCAAAUAGAGUGUGAAAAGACGAGCCAAGAUAAAUAGUUUGUAUUUUCCAAAAGCAUUAUGUGA